AUGGAUACUUCACAUUGUCUUUGUCGUCAUGGCUUCAUUUUGCUUCUAGUUUUAUUUCAUUCCUCUGUGUUUGGUUUAGCUUCAAAGAUGGACAUUUCUGAUGAUGCAAACGGCAUCAAAAUCGACAGUAACCGGCAACGUUAUCUCUCUAAUUCCAAUCAACGUGGCAAGGAAUAUACCGUGUGUAUAAAUCAUCCCGAUCCCGGUCCGAUGACGCGUAUUUCUUGCGAUAAACCUAGAUAUGUUAUUACAAAAAUUGAUUUCGCUGAUUAUGGCAAUCCCACUGGUACAUGUGGAGAUUUUAGACACGGCAAUUGCAGCGCACAAGCUACCUUGAGACUCGUCAAAAAGAAUUGUCUUGGAAAAAACAAGUGUGUGCUUUUGGUUACGGACGAGAUGUUUGGUCCGAGCCACUGCAAGGGAGCUCCUACGCUCGCUGUUCAAACCACUUGUACAAAAGCUUAA
Eutrema salsugineum is the source of this 465-nucleotide messenger RNA. Its product is annotated as beta-galactosidase 14. Gene Ontology annotation, molecular function: carbohydrate binding. The record is from RefSeq and is a predicted model, not a curated record. Lineage: Eukaryota; Viridiplantae; Streptophyta; Magnoliopsida; Brassicales; Brassicaceae.